GUGAGAGUGGGCCCGCAGGUGCGGUGGGCGCUGCCCUAAUCCAAGGUUCGCAGCGCUGGAGGGGCGCCCUUACAUCGUGGGUGGAAUUGGGUUUCCGCAGCCAGCAGGGCCCUGGAGGCGGAUCCUGGGAGAAGGAGCCGGACGGCGGCCAGGGGUCCUCUUCCUCCUCGACUCCUGCUUUGGAGUUGGUGGCCGAGCAGUAGCGCUUGAUCUGCUCGGGGUACAUCCAGUGUGGGUACAUCCAGCGGGGGGAAUACUUGCGGGUUGAAGCGGCCCGAGGUGAUAUCACAGGUCUCAAGGAGGUCGGGCAGGGACUUCUGCUUCUAUGAGUUUCAAAUUUGGACCGCGUGCUCCCCGGCUCCUGCCAUGGGGUCAUGAAUUAGGACCGAGAGGGAACAGAAAAAAACAGAACUUCUCCCAGCCACCCGGCAGCCGAAGCAGCCUUUAGGAGGGCACCGUCUCCUAGAGCUACGUCGGUUUCCAAAGCUGCAGCCCUUCUCUGAGAGGGAUACCAGGUGAUGGCAGCAGCCAUGCUCCUGACAGCCUGGCCCCAGAAGUCGGUGACCUUUGAGGAUGUGGCUGUGUACUUCACCCAGACGGAAUGGGAUGGCCUGUCCCCUGCGCAGAGGGCCCUGUACAGGGAUGUGAUGCUGGAGAAUUAUGGGAAUGUGGCCUCCCUGGGAUUUUCACUUCUCAAACCUGCUGUGAUCUCACGACUGGAAGGAGGAGUAGAUCUUGAUAUCCAGACUGGCAGUAAUUUGUCCAAAGAAAUGUGUGAAGAAAAAGUUAGUACAUCAUUUGAACUUCACAAGGACUCUUCCCAGGAAACAGAUUUUUCAGAAGCCUUUAUGCUUGAGCAACAACAGGAAGUCCACUUAGCAGGAAGUAUGAAGGAGGAAAACAGCAGUGUCACUGAUGGUACAGUGAAAAAUGAGACAAGUCCUAUGGAGGAGUGUCUCUAUAGUCAGAGUUCAAACUCAUUUCAAUAUCAUACCACGUCCACUGGAGAGCAACACCCUGGUUCUAUAGGACAAGAGAAAGUCUUCAGCUUUGACACAAAACUUGUUAAGCAUGAAAUAAUUGAUACUGAAGAAAGACCUUUGAAAUGUGAAGAAUUAGUGGAAACUUUAAAGUGUGACUCUCAACUUAAUCAGCAACUAGAAAGCCACACUAGUGUGGACAAACCUUUCAAAUGUGUGGAGUGUGGGAAAUGCUUCAGCUACAGUUCACAUUAUAUUACACACCAAAGAAUCCACAGUGGAGAGAAACCCUAUCAGUGUAAGGUGUGUGGGAAAGCCUUCAGUGUUAAUGGGAAUCUAAGUAGGCACCAGAGGAUCCAUUCAGGAGAGAAGCCCUAUCAGUGCCAGGAGUGUGGAAAUGGCUUCAGCUGUAGUUCUGCAUAUAUCACACAUCAGAGAGUCCACACCGGGGAGAAACCUUAUCAGUGUAAUGACUGUGGGAAGGCUUUCAAUGCUAAUGCAAAGUUAAUUCAACAUCAGAGAAUCCACACUGGAGAGAAACCUUAUGAAUGUAGUGAGUGUGGGAAAAACUUCAGGUGCAGCUCCCAGCUUAGACAGCAUCACAGUGUCCAUACUGGAGAGAAGCCCUUUCAGUGUAAAGAGUGUGGGAAAGCCUUCAAUAAUAAUGCAAAACUCAUUCAGCAUCAGAGAAUACACACAGGUGAGAAACCCUAUCAGUGCAAUGAAUGUGGAAAAGCCUUUAAUAUCAAAGGGAGGUUAAUUCAGCACCAGAGAAUCCAUACUGGUGAGAAGCCCUAUGAAUGUAAUGAAUGUGGGAAAGCCUUCAGGUGUAAUUACCAACUUCGGCAGCAUCUGAGAAUCCACACUGGGGAGAAACCCUAUGAGUGUAAUGAGUGUGGAAAGGCCUUCAAUGUUAGUGCAAAACUAGUGCAGCAUCAGAGAAUUCACACUGGGGAGAAACCCUUUGAAUGUAAUGAAUGUGGGAAAUGCUUUACCUCUAAAAGAAAGCUACUUGAUCAUCAUCGAAUCCAUACUGGAGAAAAGCCUUAUCAAUGUAAGGAAUGUGGAAAAGCCUUCAGUGUCAAUGCCAAGUUAACGAGGCAUCUGCGAAUACAUACUGGGGAGAAACCUUUUAAAUGUAUGGAAUGUGAGAAAUCAUUCAGCUGUAGUUAUUACUAUAUUGUCCACCAGAGAAUCCAUACUGGGGAGAAACCCUUUCAAUGCAAAGAAUGUGGAAAAGCCUUUCAUGUUAAUGCCUAUCUAAUUCGGCAUCAGAGAAGCCACACUGGGGAGAAACCUUUCCGAUGUGAGGAGUGUGGCAAAGGCUUCAGCUUUAGUUCUGACUAUAUUAUACACCAGACUGUCCACACUUGGAAGAAACAUUAUGUGUGUAAUGUGUGUGGGAAAGCCUUCAGAUUUAGCUUCCAACUGAGGCAACAUCAGAGUGUCCAUAAUGAAGGAAAAUCCUAAUAGUGAGAAUGAUGUAGAAAACUGAAGACUAAUAUUGAAAUGGAUUAUGUAUCAUCAGCUUCACCCUGGGGAAAUACCCUGAAAAAGAAAUGAAUAUAGCAGUCUUCUCAUGGAAACAUCUCCUGUUUUAUUCAGUUUUUAAUCAGGAGUGUAUAGUCAGUUAAAAAGUAAUAUCUAAAAAAAUGUAUAACAUUGUUUUGUGUUGACAGCCAAUCAGGAAACAUGAUUAAAGAAAAUAUCUCACUCCUAGCAACAUCAAGAAAAGUGAUUUUCUAGGUAUAAAUAAUUAUUUUGUAGGACCUGUAUGGAGAAAAUUAUAAUUAUCCACUGAGGGCCACCAGAAGAAACUUGAAUAAGUGGAGAAGAGAAGCCUUGUUCUUGCAUAGGAAAACCCAUUUUUUAAAGAUGUUCACUGUACCUAAAUUAAUUAAUUUCUGUUUAAUUUUUGGCAACAAGCAUGCAUUACUUUUGUAAAGAGGAAAAACAAUAAAAAUUUCCUUUUGAAAGGAAAA
Molecule: messenger RNA, 2962 nt
Organism: Marmota flaviventris (yellow-bellied marmot)
Lineage: Eukaryota; Metazoa; Chordata; Mammalia; Rodentia; Sciuridae
Gene: Znf23
Product: zinc finger protein 23
Biological process (GO): regulation of transcription by RNA polymerase II
Cellular component (GO): nucleus
Molecular function (GO): DNA-binding transcription factor activity, RNA polymerase II-specific; RNA polymerase II cis-regulatory region sequence-specific DNA binding
Source: RefSeq, a predicted model, not a curated record